AUGAAUAUCGCGCCAGCCCUGCGGGGUCUCCCUGCCGGCCUCCCUCGCGUCGUGCCGGUGGACCGCAAGUUGUUUCCUGAUGGGCUUCGUACCAGUGGCCAACAUCCACCAAUCGAAAGUCAAUUACGCCCGUUCGAGGAGUUCCCGCGCAGCUUAAGCGGGCCAACGGCCUGGACAGCGAUGCAUAUGAUCCAGCACCCAGAGCAAUGGAUUCACCGGUGGACAGAGCCAGAGCUUGCAGAGCUUCUACACGCCGUGGACGCAUUCAUAGCCUCAGGGACGCCCCUUACCAGUAUCAGUAAGGACAAGUUCCGGCUCCCCACGCUAGAAAAGAUUUUGCCCGGCAUUCGGAACGAUAUCUUGAAUGGACGUGGGUUUAUCGUUUUCAGUGGUCUACCCAUCGACAAGUGGGGGAGAUACAAGGCGGCAGUGGUGAUUAUGGGACUGUCUGUACAUUUUGGAUACCUCGUCUCGCAGAAUAAACUUGGCCUGAUCCUCGGCCAUGUGACGAACCAGGGCGCCGACUAUCACAACGAUCUGGAUAAGAUCAAGAUCUCAGCUACAAAUGCUCCUCAGUUCUAUCACACCGACGAAACAGAUAUCGUUGGGCUUUUAUUCUGCGCUCCCGGGGAAACGGGUGGUGCCUCGGGCUGUGCAUCUGCACACACAGUCUGGAAUGCCUUGGUGAAAGAGAGACCCGAUGUCGCAAAGACGUUGGCCUCUCCCAUCUGGCAUGUCGACCGCAAGGGCGAGGUGACAGAUGGCCAAGAGCCUUGGUUCAAGAACCCCAUCUUCAUGGUCGAACCCGGUGGCAAAGAGCGUGUUUACGUCAAGUGGGACCCGUACUUUGUCAAAUCUUUGACUCGCUUCAGCAAUAAAGGGUUAAUCCCCCCUCUCUCUGCAGAGCAGCUGGACGCAAUGGAAGUCCUGGAGGAGACCUGCCAGCGACAUGGAAUUGUCUAUGACUGCGAGAUUGGAGAUAUACAGUUCGUGUCCUGCUGCCAGACAUUCCACUCGCGAACCGGAUUCACAGAUCCACCUCCUCCAAAGCCACAACGAUAUCUUUUGCGGACGUGGGUCGCGACACCUGAGCAUGAAGGCGGUUGGUGCCUGCCGUUUCAUGAUAGCUGCUACCCUAAACGAGGAGGGAUACAGGUCGAUAAUACACCACCGGUGGCUGAUCCACUCACUACAGCAGGCGGAACAGAGUAA
This is a messenger RNA of Aspergillus versicolor CBS 583.65, 1212 nucleotides long. RefSeq lists its product as uncharacterized. The transcript has 4 exons. The coding region runs from base 1 to 1212 and encodes 403 amino acids. The record is from RefSeq and is a predicted model, not a curated record. Gene Ontology annotation, molecular function: oxidoreductase activity. Lineage: Eukaryota; Fungi; Ascomycota; Eurotiomycetes; Eurotiales; Aspergillaceae.